UGUAAUAAGCAAUCUCACCAUAUCUUGACUAUAUACUUCGUUUACCAACAUGAGAAUUUUUCCUAUAAAAAAACAGACAAUAUUCAUCAAAUUUAAUUCAUACAAACUUUUGGCCAACAUCUCUCUCUCUCUCUCUCUCUCACUCUCUCUCUCUCUCUCUCAAACAUGGCAAUUUGGCUAAUGUUAGUGUUUAUGUUGUCUGGUUCAUUUUGUCCUAAAUCAUUCUCAACACAUGUUACCAACACAAAAAAGACCAAACCAAUUGGCUUCCCUUUUUCAUUCAUUCAGCCAGAGCAAGCACAAGCCUCUCUUGAUGCAAAAGCUGUUGUUAGGCCAUAUAAAGAGAAGUUCUACACACAAAUUCUUGAUCACUUCAACUUCAAUCCAAACAGCUACUCAACAUUCCAACAGAGGUACUUAAUCAACGACACUUUCUGGGAUGGCCCCAAAGGAAAUUUCCCGAUAUUCGUCUACACAGGAAAUGAGGGAGGAAUCGAAUGGUUCGCACAAAACACCGGCUUCAUGUUCGAAAUUGCGCCCGUUUUCAGAGCUAUGUUAGUUUUCAUCGAGCAUAGGUUUUACGGGAAGUCAAUGCCUUUCGGGGGGAGUCAUAAGAGAGCGUAUUCGAAUUCCAAGACGCUCGGUUACUUGAGCGCGACUCAGGCGCUUGCGGAUUACGCGACUUUGAUUCUCGAUCUUAAGAAGAAUCUGACAGCCGAAAAUUGUCCUGUUGUAGUCUUCGGAGGUUCUUAUGGCGGAAUGUUGGCUGCAUGGUUCAGAUUGAAGUAUCCUCAUGUGGCUAUAGGGGCUUUAGCCUCCUCAGCUCCUAUUCUAAAUUUCGACAACAUUACUUCGCCGUAUAAUUUCGACGAUGUCAUCACCAAAGAUUUUCGGAGUGAGAGUGAGAAUUGUUACCAAGUGAUCAAAAGAUCGUGGCAAGAAAUCGAAGAAACUGCAGCGAAACCCAGAGGACUAGAAAUUCUCAGGAAGUCAUUCAGAAUAUGCAAGAAUCAUAUAAGUGUAGGUUCUCUAGAAAAUUGGCUAUAUACAGCUUACUAUUCUACAGCCAUGACAGAUUAUCCAACUUCUAGCAAUUUUCUCAAACCCUUGCCAGCAUAUCCAGUCAAGCAGAUGUGCAAAGCAAUCGAUAAUGUAAAGACCGGGAACACAUUCGAGAAAUUAUAUCGUGCGGCUAGCGUCUACUACAAUUACACUGGUCAAGCCAAGUGUUUUGACCUCAACGACAAUUCAGGUCAAGUCGGGAACGAGGGAUGGGCAUGGCAGGCCUGUACAGAGAUGGUUUUAGAAACAAAUGGCGACUCAAAGGACAGCAUGUUCCCGGCCUAUAAUUACACCUACACUGGUACCUUUCAAUCUUGCAAGGAUUAUUUCAAAGUAGCGCCUAGACCCACCUGGAUUGCCACCGAGUUUGGAGCCCAUAACAUAGGUAGAGUAUUAAAGCGUUCUGGGAGCAACAUAAUUUUCUUUAAUGGGCUGAGGGACCCAUGGAGUCCUGGAGGGGUGCUAAAAAAUAUAUCAGAAAGUAUAGUUGCAAUUGUUGCGAAAGAAGGUGCACAUCACGUGGAUCUUAGAUUCUCAACAAGUGAAGAUCCAAAGUGGCUUCGAGAUGUGAGAAAAGAAGAAAGGCACAUCAUAUCACAAUGGCUCACUCAAUAUCAUCAUGAUUUGAUUGAUUCUCAAUGCUCUUAAUAGAGUUUUUGGAAUUCCAUUUGAGAAACUUUCAAUGUAAUGACAAUAUAAUAACAUAAAGACACCAAAUUUCACUUUGGUUUGAGAGCUAUUGAAACAUAACGAAAUUUCACUUUCUUUUCAUUUAUGAUUAUUGCUUCUUGAUUUUGGAAGCCAAAGACAUCAAAUAGAUUAUAUAGUUGUACUGAAAAAAGUUAAUUGAGAUCACAUAAUUGUAGAUGUGAACUUCUAGAUGAAACUAUAUAAA
Molecule: messenger RNA, 1957 nt
Organism: Striga asiatica
Lineage: Eukaryota; Viridiplantae; Streptophyta; Magnoliopsida; Lamiales; Orobanchaceae
Source: the annotation of a GenBank genome assembly